This is a messenger RNA of Chenopodium quinoa (quinoa), 1330 nucleotides long. RefSeq lists its product as uncharacterized. Bases 227 to 1138 code for a protein of 303 amino acids. The record is from RefSeq and is a predicted model, not a curated record. The transcript has 2 exons. NCBI's taxonomy places the organism in Eukaryota, Viridiplantae, Streptophyta, Magnoliopsida, Caryophyllales, Amaranthaceae.
AAAGCUUGGUAUAAAGCAAUGUAUAAAACCACAAGUAAAGACUUCUCUUAAUUAAAAACUUGCAUGUUUAAAAGUGCACCCAAACACUUUUCUCCCAUUUCCAUAUUUAGUAUUAGUACGACGAGUAUAUAACAUUGACACAUCCAUCGCAAUCAUACAAUUCAAAAAUAUAAAACAGACAUAAAAUCGCGGUUGCUUCUAAGGUAUUCCUUCAACACUUGAAAAUAUGGCAGAUUUUACACGGCGAAGAUGGACUACGCCUAGGAUAGCCGUUCCUCGCCGUGGUCCGGUAGAUGAAGAAAUCAACCCAUCUUCAGGGUGGACUAAUGACUUUCCUGGAUUUCAUUGCCUUCUCGUUAAUCUUCCUGGUUUUAAUGAAGACGACAUCAAGCUGAAUGUCGACGAAUCUGGGAUCGUAGUAGUUAGCGGAAGGAGAAAGGUAAGUGAUGAGAAACAAGAGCAUUUUGAAAAGACCUUCAAUGUGCCAGAAGAUGGAGACGUUAACAACAUAAAAAAGAUAUUCGACGGAGCUACACUCAGAGUACGUAUCCCAAAGGUGGCUAAUUCGGAAGAGAAUAAACCGAGUAGUGCAGAUGGAACUUCAACUAACAACAUCAACCCGGAGGCUACCAAGGAUACCACCGAAUCUGAUAUGAUUCCAAGCGAGAGUCCUGCUCCUAGCAACGGCGAAACAGAGAAUCGCAAGGAAGCAUCCUUCAUUCCUUCCUUAGGUUCAAUCAAGGAAGGUAAACCAGUAGAAUCUAACAAAGAAGCUAAGAGUCCAACUCCAAAUAACGGUACCAAUGGGGCGGCAAUUGUAGAUGCUAAUGAUAGCCGUGCAUCAAACAGCGACACCAAUGAGCAGAAAGAAAUAGCUACUAAAAACAAAGAACCUGACAAUUCUGUAGUAAGUGGUGAGUCUGGUGACACCAAAGAGAAGAAAGAGGAACCAUUCAAGAGCCCUCCUAAAGAAGAAGGAAACAAAGAACCAAAAAAAGGCGGUGAUCAAGAGGAAAAAAGUUCAAAGGCAUCUGUACUAGGGAGGAUUGCUGAGAACAAAGGGAUUCUUUUAGCAUCCAUUAUAUCAUUUACACUUGGGGUGUUACUGUCUCACAAAAUGCACCCAUCAUCAACUUAAAAGUUCUGUUUCUGCUCUUCUUCUUUAUAAAUUAUAUUGAUUGUUUGCUUGAACAAUAUUCAAGAUGUGUUUAUUAGACCUGAAAUAUUUUCGGAUUCAUACUGUAUUUGUCUAUUUUCGGAUUCAUACUGUAUUUGUCUAACAUAUGACGUUAUACAUAGAAUGUUAGAGCUUUAAGAUAUAUCCGAAGUA